CUUACUUUGAUACAACAACAAGCAAUCAUGACAACAAAUAUCGUGCUAGAAACAACAAUGGGUUCGCUCAUUCUUGAGCUGUACACUACGCACGCCCCAAAGACCUGCAACAAUUUUACCACCCUUGUCCGUCGCGGCUACUACGACAACACCAUCUUCCACCGCAUCAUUCCCAACUUUAUGGUCCAGGGCGGCGAUCCCACGGGAACCGGUCGCGGAGGAAGCUCCAUCUUUGGCGAGAAGUUUGAGGACGAGAUCGAUCCGGGCCUGAAGCACACGGGCGCCGGCAUCUUGAGCAUGGCCAACGCGGGCCCAAACACGAACGGGUCGCAAUUCUUUGUCACGCUUGCGCCUACACCUUGGCUCGACGGCAAGCAUACUAUCUUUGGCAGGGUAAAGUCUGGCAUGGGCACCAUCAAGAGGAUGGGUCUGGUCAAGACUGGAUCUGAAGAUAGACCAGUUGAGGAAGUCAAGAUUGUCAAGGCGCGUGUUGUGGAAGAGGAAGAGCAAAUCUAGUUGAAAAUUCGAAAAAGAGGAGUCUGGGAUUAGAUAAAUUCUUUGCAUGGGUACAUGGCGUUCGGGAGCAACUGACAAGAUAUCUUACAUGUCACACAAGCAAGCACAUGUCACGUUCAAGAUGACGCACAUAUUCUGAAAGUAU
This is a messenger RNA of Fusarium graminearum PH-1, 661 nucleotides long. RefSeq names its product peptidyl-prolyl cis-trans isomerase ppi1. The transcript has 2 exons. Gene Ontology annotation, biological process: protein peptidyl-prolyl isomerization; protein folding. Lineage: Eukaryota; Fungi; Ascomycota; Sordariomycetes; Hypocreales; Nectriaceae. The record is from RefSeq and is a predicted model, not a curated record. Gene Ontology annotation, cellular component: catalytic step 2 spliceosome. Bases 28 to 516 code for a protein of 162 amino acids. Gene Ontology annotation, molecular function: peptidyl-prolyl cis-trans isomerase activity.